Dioscorea cayenensis subsp. rotundata (Guinea yam) is the source of this 1233-nucleotide messenger RNA. RefSeq names its product WAT1-related protein At3g18200. The coding region runs from base 36 to 1121 and encodes 361 amino acids. The record is from RefSeq and is a predicted model, not a curated record. Gene Ontology annotation, cellular component: plasma membrane. NCBI's taxonomy places the organism in Eukaryota, Viridiplantae, Streptophyta, Magnoliopsida, Dioscoreales, Dioscoreaceae. The transcript has 7 exons. Gene Ontology annotation, molecular function: transmembrane transporter activity.
GAAAAAAAUUAAAGAAAGAAAAAAAAAAAAGAAAGAUGAGGGGAGAGAGAGGAGUUUAUUCUGAGAAGGUGAAGCUUCUCGUUGGUGUUCUUACACUUCAGUUCUGCUUUGCAGGAUUCCAUAUUGUAUCAAGAGCUGCUCUUAAUAUGGGUGUCAGUAAAAUUGUGUUCCCUGUUUAUAGAAACAUCAUAGCACUGGUUUUGUUGGCACCUUUUGCUUAUUUUCUAGAGAAGAAAGAUAGGCCACCUCUCACUUUCUCUUUGACGGUUGAACUGUUCUUCUUUGCAUUAGUUGGGAUAACUGCAAACCAAGGAUUCUAUCUUUUAGGAUUGUACUAUUUAUCACCAACUUAUGCAUCUGCAAUACAAAACUCGGUUCCUGCUAUCACCUUUGCCAUGGCUGCAGCUUUAAGGCUGGAACAAGUGAAUAUUAAUAAGAAGCAUGGAGUUGCAAAGCUAGUUGGAACAAUAAUAAGCAUAGGAGGUGCUACUAUUAUCACUCUAUACAAAGGCCCUCCUAUCCUUCACCAACAGCACUACAUCACCUUAGGAGCCAUCUUUUCUUCAAGCCAGAUACUAAACUGGACUUUGGGAUGUGUUUACAUUCUUGGCAAUUGCAUUGCCUGGUCUGCUUGGAUGGUCCUUCAGGUUCCACUGUUGAAAAAGUAUCCUGCCAGGCUCUCAAUCACAACAAUCACUUGCUUUUUUGGAGUCAUUCAGUUCUUAGUCAUUGCAGCUUUUGCAGAACCAGACAUCAAUAAGUGGAAAGUUCAUUCAGGAGGAGAACUCUUCACCAUUCUCUAUGCUGGACUUGUGGCAUCUGGGAUCUCAUUUUCUCUUCAGAUUUGGUGCAUUGACAGAGGAGGACCCCUCUUUGUUGCUGUCUUCCAACCUGUACAAACAGUAGCAGUGGCUAUAAUGGCAUCCUUAAUACUUGGUGAUCAACUAUACUCUGGAGGGAUUAUUGGUUCAGUCCUUAUUAUCAUUGGUCUUUACUCUGUGCUCUGGGGAAAGAGUGAAGAGAAGAAGCCUGGAAGCCAUGAAGGAGUGAAGGAUAUAACAAAACAACUCCUUGAUGAAGAGAAUAAUCAACACAGAGGCAAUGCUGACAUCCCAUGUUAGAAGCUUUAAGCAUUACUGUCUUAAUGUUCUCAACUUGUUAAUAUUUUGCUGAGGAACUCCUUAAGAAAUGUAUGGUUUGCAGAUAUAUAUAUAUAAAUAUAUAAGUUUUUUA